AUGCAUGCAGCCUUGCAAAAUCUUGAAGUAAUACACACCGUGAGUUCACAUGCAGAACACGGAACCCUUCCUGCACUUGCAUCCACAUGUCAUGCAUUCCAGAGCCCAGCACUUGAUGUCCUUUGGAGGAAUUUACAGUCUGUGGAGCCGCUCGUCAAAUGUUUACCAACAGACCUGUUUGACACAGAUCGUGUAUGGAAUUUGCAGAAACCUUUUGACAACAAGAUGUGGGAUACUCUUUUCAAAUACACGUCCCGCGUACACUCCAUCACUGUAAAGCAAACAAGCCACCCCUCUGCGUUUAUUGGAUCCCUUAGUUUGAUAAUGCUGUCUUAUCCUUCAGCACGCGCAUCUCUGUUUCCAAACCUUUGUAAAUUAACAUGGCACGCUGGUGGAAGUCCCUUUGCUGCAGAGUUCUUGCGCAUGACUUUCGUACCAUCCCUGUUGGUCUUGAACUUGCGGUUUUCCUCAGCUUCCUUCAUUUUCCUCUCCGUCCUUUCCUCUCUUGGGACCCUGUGUCCUCACCUCCAGAGCAUGUCUUUGAAAUGUCGUCCUACAACGGAAGACUUGUCCAGUCCUUUUAUUGCACAACCUAUUUCCCAGCUCCACAAUCUCCGCACGUUGAAGCUAUGGGACCUAGGAAACAGAGGCAUAGAUCACAUCAUGCAGCUUCAAGCUCUGCGAACACUGCACUUGGACCUAAGGAUAUCGUCAGCUGGGGAGAGGAAAUCGUGUUUGUCAUUCCCCGGCUUUCAUAAUUUGCAUUAUUUGCGCCUUAGCUUUGGUGCAUUCAAGCGAGCCAUGGACUUCUUGAGUUCACUGGAAGUCAUCAGAAGCGAAGAAAUCGAGCUCGUCUUUGCGUCCCAGAUUGUGGAAUCCUCCGAAAGCAUAUCUACACCACUAUUCCAGUUCCUCGCCAUACUCCCAAAGAUAUGCGACAAUGAAAAACUUAAACGCCUCAGCCUGGUUGGAUCGAGGAAUAUACCCACGCAAUUAGCUGUCUUCAUGCCAUUGUGUGCAUUUCGCAAUUUGAUUGGGUUAGAAGUUGAGAAGAGCUGUUCCACGUCUAUUUCCGAUGAGGAGUUGUGCCAGCUGGUAAGAGCCUGGCCUAGGCUCCAAGCACUCAAAAUCAGCUGCUAUAUUGCAAUUGGUACCACCGCAGUGCCAACAUUCCAUGGGCUGCUAGGUUUGCUUCGGCUCUGCCCCUCUCUAACUUCGCUUGCUCUUGUCAUCGAUACCACGAAACUGGAAGGCAUCAAUCUCAGAAGCCCCGGCGGUGAAAACUUUAGCACGCGUCUCAAAGACCUCACCCUAGGCAAUUCAAUAAUAUCUUCCCCACUAAACGUAGCUCUCAUCCUCAGCGGUCUCUUCCCCUACCUUGAGCAGGUCAAUCUUGAUUGUUGGGAUACGGCUCCGAUGAAUUCGUCACGGUCAGUACUCCACAAGUAUUCCGAGAUGGAGAAAUGGGAGGCAGUUAAUAGCUUUCUUCAUGGUUUCAGCAUUGUAAGGAAACGUAUUGUACCUUCAUUUCAAGACGAUGGUUGA
Suillus plorans is the source of this 1545-nucleotide messenger RNA. RefSeq lists its product as uncharacterized. NCBI's taxonomy places the organism in Eukaryota, Fungi, Basidiomycota, Agaricomycetes, Boletales, Suillaceae. The transcript has 2 exons. Bases 1 to 1545 code for a protein of 514 amino acids. The record is from RefSeq and is a predicted model, not a curated record.